This is a messenger RNA of Paramecium pentaurelia, 3096 nucleotides long. Lineage: Eukaryota; Ciliophora; Oligohymenophorea; Peniculida; Parameciidae. The record is from the annotation of a GenBank genome assembly.
AUGGAUCACUUUUCAAUUUUAUUAAUAUUCUUUCUCUUACUAAUUUCAUUAAAAGGUACAAAUAUAGAAUUUUUGAAUCGUCCUAUCAUACAAACUUUUACAAAUUGUAAUAAUAGUGAUUCGUUUCCUCUUGAAGGUUGCUUUAAUUAUCAUUAGGAAUAUUUUGCAUCAUAAAUAAAUGAAAAUUGUCUUUUUUUCAUGUAGAAUUCAAAUCCUUUUUGCUUUGAAUAAGAAUAUGAAUUGGAUUAGUUCAUUAUCGAUUCCUUAUUCUAAUCAAAAUAAGAAAAUUCUACAUAAUCAUUAUUAAUAUUCUCAUAUUAGAUUCCAUUGUCUAUUUGUGGUGAUAAUUUAGUUUCUGGGGAGGAAGAAUGUGAAGACGGCAAUCAUUUUCCUUUUGAUGGAUGUUUUAAUUGCAAAUAUUAAUGUGAAUAAUUGUGUUUAGUAUGCAUAAAAGGAUAUUGCAUUUAGAAAGAUACAUCAGUAUAUUUUGUUGAAACAUUUAAUGAACAAAACAUUUCAAAGAACAAUAUUGAAGUGUCAAAAAUUUCUCAUUUAUUAGAAGAUGAUGAAAUUUCAUACAUUUUUAGAUGUAGAAUGUCUAUUGAUAAAAUUUGUAUUCUAUGUAAUGAUGGUUAUUAUCUAAAUGAAAUAACAAAUUUAUGUGAAACAAAUUGUGGAGAUUAUAUUAUUUAGGGAUAAGAAGAAUGUGAUGAUGGUAAUUAGGAUAAUCAUGAUGGAUGUUCAUAAUGUAAGCUAGUUAAAUAUGAUUAAUGUAAUCAAGAAGGAGAAAAUUUUUGUUCUGUAUGCCAUUAUGGAUAAUGCUUAAAGUGUAUGGAUGGAUAUCUUUUAUAAGAUUCUGCCUGUUUUUCGUAAUGUGGAGAUGGAUUAGUAAAUACUAAUAAAUUAGAAGAAUGUGAUAACCCUAAUGAAAAAGGAUGCAUUAACUGUUAAAUAGUUCCUGCUUAUCUAUGUUAUGGACCAACCUUCUCUAUUUGUUUAACAUGCGAUUAACAUUGUGAAUAAUGCUCAAAUAUAAAUAAUAAUCUUAUUUGUGAAAAAUGCUAGGUUGGAUACUAUCCUAUUGGUAAAAAUUGUGAAUUAUGUGAUUCAAAUUGCAUAACAUGUUAAAAUUCAUCAUUUCUUUGUACAUCUUGUUAUAGAAAUGAUUGUGAUUUUUGUGAAUCUUAUUAAGGAUUGUAUACGGAUACAGAAAUAAAGGCUUGUGUAUCCAUAUGUGGUGAUGGUAUAUUAGUUAAUGAAUCUGAAUAGUGUGAUGAUGGGAAUUAAGAGGAUGAGGAUGGCUGUGAUUCUACUUGUCAUUUAGAAGGAUAAACUAUAGAUUAUUCAAGUUUAUAAAACAUCAAAUAUUCUGGUCUUCAUUCAAUUGAUUUUUUGAUGGGGAAUGAAGAACAAAAAUUUUCAUUAGAUUGUCAAACUGUAGUGAUUAAUAUAGAUUCUUAUGAUUCAAAAUAAUUUGAAUUUAUUUCAACAGAUUAAAAUGGUAAUUGUAGAAUUUAAUUUACAUUCUAUUAAUCUAUUUAUAAAUACAAUAAAAUUCAUGUUAGAUUUACAUUUUAUGAAUCUAAAUCAAGGUUGUUAUUAAUGAUAUCAGAAAAUACCAUUUAAUUUGAUAUUGAACCAGAAGAAUUUAUUAUAAAAUCUGAAAAUCAAUUAAAUUAAGCUGAUACAAUAUCUUCUGCAUAAUAAUCAUUUGGAUUAAUUUUCUUAAUUUUGAUUCCUAUUUCAAUUAUUACUAAUUUAUUUGAUUAUUUAUGGGCUAUUUUAGAAAUUUUAAGUUGGAUUAAUAACUUUUAUUUUUUAAAUGUUCGUUAUCCAUUUAAUGUAGAAAUAUUCCUCUUAAAUUCAGAUUGGACUUCUAUAUUUAACUUUCCAACAUACCAAGAAUUAAAUUAACCUGAUUGUGACUAUUAUUUUAAAGCCCCUGAAAGAUUUGAAACCAAAGGUAUUAAUCCUUUAUUUUUCAAUAAUGCAUAAAUACCUUUCAUGUUUAUAUUUUCCUCAAUUUCAAUCUAUUUGAUAAUAAAAUACCUUUUUAUACUACUAUAAUUUAUACAAUAGAAUUUAAGAAUAAAAACAAAUAUCAGGGAAAAACACUUUAGUAUUUUUAAUUUGGAAGGUAAAAAAUAUUAUGAAAAAAAUAAAACAUAACAAAAUAAAUAAUAAGUUGAUAUUAAAGAUCAUAAAUUAUUUGACUCUUUAAUAAUAUUACUGAAUUCAGUUUAAAAAGAACUUAAAAAAAAAAUAAAAUAAACUAUUUCAUUAUGCUUAUUAGACAUAACUCUAGCAAUUAUGUUAUAAUUAAUUUAUGCUGAACAUUUAGAUGAUUUCAUUGUUGGUAUUAAUUAAUUAUUUGCAUUGCUUUCUAUUAGUUUAAUUAUAUUUCAUUUGCAUUAGUCGUAUUAAACUAUAAACAUCCAUAAAUAAUUAGCAGAAAAUUAAUACUUCAAAGAAAGGUAUGAAAUUUACUAUGAAAAUGUUAAUACAAAUUCAGCUUUUGGAUCUAAAUAUAAAUUUUUUGGAUUAUUAAGAAAAAUCUUUUAUAUAUUCUUUAUGAUUUUUUAUUACAAUGAACCAUUAUUGCAAACAUUAUUAUGUUUUAUUACAAGUAAUUUUGGACUUGCUUUGAUCAUAUAUGAGAAUCCCUACAAAACAAAAGCAUAAUUUACAUUAUAAUUUAUUUCAGAUUUUAGUUUAAGUUCAAUAAUAUUAAUUAUUGUAUUAUUUGCUUUUAAUGAUUAAAGAUAAGUAUAUUUUAUUGAGAAUAAUAAAGUUAUUUUUGGAUGGAUUAUUAUUGCUCUAGUAGUUUUAGCUUUAUUUGUAGAAAUUAGUGUACUGUUUUAUUAAUUAACAUUAUCUUUAUAUUCAAUUUUUAAAUUAUUGAGAGGGUUUGUUAUGAAUUUUAUUAAGAAAUAGAAGUUUAAUCCAUAGGAGAUAAAGAAUGAAAUUUAGGUUGAAAAAAAACAAUCAGAAUCGCAAUAGAAAAAUGAAUUAUUUAUAUUUUAAAUAUAGUCUAAAGUGUAAUAGAAGAUAACUAGCUAAAUGAAUUAAACUAUUCAAGUUACCUUAAAUAAAUGA